Clonostachys byssicola is the source of this 594-nucleotide messenger RNA. The record is from the annotation of a GenBank genome assembly. NCBI's taxonomy places the organism in Eukaryota, Fungi, Ascomycota, Sordariomycetes, Hypocreales, Bionectriaceae.
AUGACAACGUACAUCCCUUCCAUCACCAUCCCUUCGCAGGUGUUUCUCAACCCCUCCGCAUCGAUCCUUGUUCCCGUUGUGCUGGGAACAUCGAUUGGGUAUGCCACCGGGCGAGCUGGCACUCAAAAGACAUACCUCCGAUUGAAGCAGCCCCCUCUGCGCCCACCACCAUGGUUGUUCGGCCCCGUCUGGACCGUCCUCUACGGGUUGAUGGGAUAUGCUGCCUAUCGCGCAACCUUCAAGGGGUUGUCGCCCUUCUCAUCCCCUGACACCAUCCGCACCACCAAGCACACAAUGACCCUGUACACUAUCCAGCUUGGUCUCAAUCUUGUCUGGAUGCCCCUCUUCUUCGCCGCCAAGCGCCCUGGUCUCGCCAGUGUAGACAUAGUCAGUCUACUGGGCGUCAAUGCGUACUUGACAUACCUCUGGCACCCCAUCGAUGCGGUCGCCGCAUACUGCCAGAUUCCUUACCUUGCGUGGUUGAGCUUUGCAACAUAUCUCUGCAUUGGAGUGGGUUCUCUGAACGACUGGGACCUGGAUGGCAAGGAUCCAAAGAAGCCCGGCACGAAGGACAGAGCGGCCAUGGAGAUCUAG